AUGCAUCUUCUCUGGGGUGCAUUGGCGGCCUCCGCCUCACUCCCAUUCUCGCAAGCCGCAGUCAAGAACCACACUGGCAAUGGCUUCCCCAACGGCCGAGCUGCCGUGCCGUUUCCCAAUGUCGUCUACCCUGGUGCCAGCGUUCCCUAUGCUGUAGCCGGCGCAAAGACCAACCAGACUUCCCCACCCAGCUAUCCCAGCCCAUGGGGCACGGGUCUCGGCGAUUGGGCGGAGGCGUACGAAAAGGCCAUUGCUUUCGUUUCCCAGCUUACUCUCACCGAAAAGGUCAACCUGACUACCGGCGUGGGCUGGGAGGGCGACAAGUGCGUGGGCAACAACGGCGCCAUUCCCCGUCUUGCCUUCAACUCCAUGUGCAUGGAAGAUUCUCCGCUGGGUGUGCGUGAUACCGACUUCAACUCUGCCUUUUCGGCUGGUGUGACGACCGCUGCUACAUGGGACCGUCAGCUGAUCUAUCAACGCGGCUUCGACAUGGGCUCGGAGCAUCGAGACAAGGGCGUCGAUGUCCAGCUCGGACCGGUGGUGGGCCCACUGGGCCGCGCUCCUGAAGGCGGCCGGAACUGGGAGGGCUUCUCCGACGAUCCCUAUCUUGCUGGUCAGGCCGUCAUGGCCACCGUCCAAGGCAUGCAGGAUGCAGGUAUCAUGGCGUGCACGAAGCAUUUCAUCGGUAAUGAGCAAGAGCAUUUCCGCGAGCCGGGUGAAUUCGACGGCGUCGAGCUCCCGGGAUACAGCUCCAACGUUGACGACCGCACCAUGCACGAGAUGUACCUGUGGCCUUUUGCCGACGCUAUCCGCGCGGGAACUGCGUCCAUCAUGUGCUCCUACAACCAAAUCAACAACUCCUAUGCUUGCCAGAACUCAUACACACUGAACCAUCUGCUGAAGAAUGAAUUGGGCUUUCAAGGUUUCGUCAUGAGUGAUUGGAGUGCCCAGCACUCAGGUGUCAGCUCCGCCCUCGCAGGUCUUGACAUGACCAUGCCCGGUGAUGAGUCUUUCGACUCCGGAACCGCAUACUGGGGAGCAAACCUGACCAUUGCCGUCUUGAACGGCACCGUUCCGCAAUGGAGGCUGGACGACAUGUGCGUUCGCAUCAUGGCCGGCUACUACUACGUCGAUCGUCCCAACAACAUGGUCCCUGAUGCACCUAACUUCUCCGCAUGGACUACCGAUACCUAUGGUCCUUACCAUUGGUACGCGAACAAGGAUGUGACCCAGAUCAAUUACCACGUUGACGUCCAGGGAAACCAUGCCCAGGGCAUCCGAGCCCUCGCGGCUGCAGGCACCGUCUUGCUGAAGAACAACGGUGCUCUCCCUCUGACCGGCAACGAGCGACUGACCACUGUCUUCGGAGAGGACGCCGGCGAGAACGGGUGGGGACCAAACGGUUGCGGCGAUCGCGGCUGCGACAAUGGUACCCUGGCCAUGGGCUGGGGUUCCGGAACCGCCAACUUCCCCUACCUCAUCACCCCGCAAGAAGCCAUCAAGGCUGAGGUGCGUGCGAACAACGGAAACUUUGAAAGUGUCACCUCCUCCGCCGCAUUCAACCAGAUGCAGGCAUUGGCGAACCGCGUUGGCCAGCCGGGCGUCGGCGGAGCUUGCAUUGUGUUUGCGAACUCGGAUUCGGGUGAAGGCUACAUCACUGUCGACCACAACGAGGGUGAUCGUAACAACCUCACGCUGUGGAAUGCUGGAAACCAUUUGAUCAAGACGGUGGCAGACUACUGCAACAACACGAUCGUGGUCAUGCAUACCGUCGGGCCGGUGCUCGUGGAUUCCUUCUACGACCACCCGAACGUCACCGCCAUCCUCUGGGCUGGCCUUCCCGGUCAAGAGUCAGGCAACUCAAUCACCGACAUCCUCUACGGCAAGGUGAACCCGGGCGGCAAGACGCCCUUCACCUGGGGCAAGACGCGGGCCUCCUACGGCACCGACCUGCUCUACAUGCCAAACGAGGGUGAUGCCGCGCCGCAGCUCGACUUUGACGCCGGCAUCUUCACCGACUACCGCGGCUUCGAUCGCCGCAACGAGACGCCCAUCUACGAGUUUGGCUUCGGUCUCUCCUACACCACCUUCUCGUACUCCAACCUGCAGGUCCAAUCGCAUGGCAUUACGCCGUACGUUCCCACCACUGGCAACACCCCGGCCGCACCCACGUACGGCACCGUCAGCAAUGACACCUCCGACUACCUCGUGCCUGAAGGCUUCGACCGCGUUCCCGUGUACAUCUAUCCCUUCCUCAACUCCACGAGCCUCAACGCCAGCAGCGGCGAUCCGAUGUACGGCAUCGACUACACCUUCCCCGCCGGCGGCUACGACAGCAGCGCCCAGCCCUACCUCGGCGCCGGCAGCAACGUCGCCCCGGGCGGCAAUCAGCAGCUCUACGAUGUCAUCUUCACCGUCACCGCCGACAUCACCAACACCGGCAGCGUCGUGGGCGACGAGGUGGCGCAGCUGUACAUCAGCUUGGGCGGGCCGUCGGACUACAAUGCCAAGGUGGUGCUGCGCGGGUUUGACAGAAUCACCAUCUCCCCUGGCGCGACCGUCACCUUUUCCGCCGACAUUACCCGGCGUGACUUGAGCAAUUGGGACAUUGACACUCAGAACUGGGUCAUCAACGAUUAUCCCAAGACCGUCUACGUCGGCACCUCCUCGCGCAAGCUCUACCUUAGCUCGCCCCUCGACACCUCCUCCUCGGGCUCCAGCAACACCACCUCGAGCUCGAUGAUGUCCAGCGCGUCAUCGUACAGCACCUCGACCGUCUGGAGCGCCCCCGUCUCAAGCGCUUCGACUGAGAGCGCUGCGUCCACCGAGUCAGCACCGUGGACCGCGUCGACGCCAGAGACCACGCCGUGGGCCGCAUCAACUGAGAGCGCCCCGACGUGGAGUGCUUGGAGCGCUGCGUCGUCGGGUUGGUAG
Neohortaea acidophila is the source of this 2934-nucleotide messenger RNA. RefSeq names its product putative beta-glucosidase. The transcript is spliced from 5 exons. Gene Ontology annotation, molecular function: beta-glucosidase activity. NCBI's taxonomy places the organism in Eukaryota, Fungi, Ascomycota, Dothideomycetes, Mycosphaerellales, Teratosphaeriaceae. Gene Ontology annotation, biological process: glucan catabolic process. The coding region runs from base 1 to 2934 and encodes 977 amino acids. The record is from RefSeq and is a predicted model, not a curated record.